AUGAUCCACGCAGCAAGGGUCCUCAGCCCGGGGCCUACGGUCAGGACCAGCAGUCCAGAGCCUCCGACGAUGAUCCACGCAGCAAGGGUCCUCAGCCCGGGGCCUACGGUCAGGACCAGCAGUCCAGAGCCUCCGACGAUGAUCCACGCAGCAAGGGUCCUCAGCCCGUGGCCUACGGUCAGGACCAGCAGUCCAGAGCCUCCGACGAUGAUCCACGCAGCAAGGGUCCUCAGCCCGGGGCCUACGGUCAGGACCAGCAGUCCAGAGCCUCCGACGAUGAUCCACGCAGCAAGGGUCCUCAGCCCGGGGCCUACGGUCAGGACCAGCAGUCCAGAGCCUCCGACGAUGAUCCACGCAGCAAGGGUCCUCAGCCCGGGGUCUACGGUCAGGAGCAGCAGUCCAGAGCCUCCGACGAUGAUCCACGCAGCAAGGGUCCUCAGCCCGGGGCCUACGGUCAGGACCAGCAGUCCAGAGCCUCCGACGAUGAUCCACGCAGCAAGGGUCCUCAGUCCCGGGGCCUACGGUCAGGACCAGCAGUCCAGAGCCUCCGACGAUGAUCCACGCAGCAAGGGUCCUCAGCCCGGGGCCUACGGUCAGGACCAGCAGUCCAGAGCCACCGACGAUGAUCCAUGGGUCAGUGUAAAGAAGGGGGGCGGUCGUCCAGAACCAGAGCCGCCACCGAGGUUAGAUGUCCACCCAGACCCUGUCACGCCCUGA
Messenger RNA from Oncorhynchus keta (chum salmon), 717 nucleotides. RefSeq lists its product as uncharacterized. The transcript has a single exon. The coding region runs from base 1 to 717 and encodes 238 amino acids. Lineage: Eukaryota; Metazoa; Chordata; Actinopteri; Salmoniformes; Salmonidae. The record is from RefSeq and is a predicted model, not a curated record.